This is a messenger RNA of Haliotis rubra (blacklip abalone), 1162 nucleotides long. RefSeq lists its product as uncharacterized. Lineage: Eukaryota; Metazoa; Mollusca; Gastropoda; Lepetellida; Haliotidae. The transcript has 2 exons. The coding region runs from base 200 to 1015 and encodes 271 amino acids. The record is from RefSeq and is a predicted model, not a curated record.
ACUUACUACUACUUCACCCCCUACAACUACAACUACGACAAGUAGUAUUCCAGUGGUCCCCCAGCCAGUGGCUCUGUGGCGACUAGACAACACAACAUAUGGUUACAGCACAAGUGGAGUAGCACCACAGCACCCUCCGCUGUCCGAGUGUUCCAGACUGGCUGAUGGAUGUCCAGACAUCCCUCCCAGACAGUCUCUGAUGCUUGAUGGUGCUUCUUCCUCGUACUUAGACCUGAACGUGACGUUUGGGGUCCUGCAGGGUGAUUUUCAGAUCGCUGUCCUUGUUAAACCAGGAAUCCCUUCAUCAGGAACAAUACUACACUUACAGUAUGCCGGUACUCAACCUGGCAUUCGAGAUGUGAAACUGACUACCAGAUCGUCUAACGUGACCCUGUCAGUAUGUGACUCAUCUUCGUGUUGUGACUCUCUGGACGAGGAUGUGGCUCUUACAGCAGACAUGUGGCACUUUGUCAUCAUUGAGCGUGGUAUUAGUAAAAUUAGACUGAUGAUUGAUGAUUCGUAUUUUACACAAGUGUCGACGUGUGUCAGGGGAUCCACGAGCAUAACAGAUGCAGUGCGCCUUCGUGUCGGCCAAGCACUGGAUGCGCAGGACGUCCUCCGUGGCAGCAUCACCUGCAUGGCAGUGUACGACUACAUAUCCACUGGAACAGACAUGAAGUUAAACCAUAUUUCAUUCUGUCAAGAUCCCGUUCCUUCCCAGCUUUUAUUUGAUAACGAAAUGUGCUUACAGACACCCACCAUGCGGCAUAAAUAUUACUCUCUGGAGCAGGCCAAUGCUGAACCGGAUGUAGGUGUGCCGGCCAUUAUGACGUCAUCAACUACCAGUUUACGACAGUGCGGUAGUCUUUGUAUUGCAACACGAUACUGUCUCUCCUUUACCAUCACCGGUGUUUCAAGUCAGAGAGAGUGCAAGCUGUAUGAUUAUGUGACAAGAGACGACGGGCUUCGCAGCAAAACUAACACAAAGUAUUAUGUUAUCACACAUACAGACUAACACAAGUAAGGAAACACAGACUUUAAUAGCAAUCACGUUGGAGGGACAAUUAUAGAUUGUGACUACAGAAAGUAUAUCGACACGGGACAUGAAGUGACGUAUAUAGCCUGUGUCGAACUACUGUGAUAUUUGUUUGUUUUCAGGUGU